Messenger RNA from Syzygium oleosum, 1464 nucleotides. RefSeq lists its product as uncharacterized. Lineage: Eukaryota; Viridiplantae; Streptophyta; Magnoliopsida; Myrtales; Myrtaceae. Gene Ontology annotation, cellular component: U2-type catalytic step 1 spliceosome. The transcript is spliced from 8 exons. The coding region runs from base 138 to 1154 and encodes 338 amino acids. The record is from RefSeq and is a predicted model, not a curated record. Gene Ontology annotation, biological process: mRNA splicing, via spliceosome.
UUUCUGCAAAACCCUCGACGACAUCAGAAAUCGUUUGGAGAGGGAGACGGGGAGACGGGGAGACAUCGAUCUCGUCCCAGCGCUCGUCGUCUUGGUUUGGAGCUUGAGAGAGGAGGAGGAGGAAGGAGGAGAAGAAGAUGGGAGAGCGGAAGGUGCUGAACAAGUAUUACCCGCCGGAUUUCGACCCUUCGAAGCUGCCCAGGGCUCGGCGGCCCAAGAACCAGCAGAUCAAGGUCCGGAUGAUGCUUCCGAUGAGCAUCCGGUGCAACACCUGCGGGAAUUACAUCUACAAGGGGACCAAGUUCAAUUCCCGGAAGGAGGACGUGAUCGGCGAGACGUAUUUGGGGAUCCAGAUAUUCAGGUUUUACUUCAAAUGCACCAAGUGCUCUGCUGAGCUCGCGAUGAAGACGGAUCCGCAGAAUUCGGAUUACAUCGUGGAGUCAGGUGCGACAAGGAAUUUUGAGCCCUGGCGUGAGCAGGAUGAGGUGUUGGACAAUGAGAAAAGGAAGAGAGAGGCUGAAGAGAUGGGCGAUGCCAUGAAGUCCUUGGAGAAUAGGACGUUGGAUUCUAAGAGAGAGAUGGAUAUUCUUGCUGCGCUCGAUGAGAUGAAAUCCAUGAGGUCUCGACAUGCGACUGUGAGCGUAGAUGCAAUGCUAGAGGCCUUACAACGUACAUCUGCUGCAAAGGAAAAGAAAUUGGAGGAAGAGGAUGAAGCGCUUAUUAAAUCGAUAGUAUUCCAUACAUCCAAAGAUUAUGUCCGUAGGAUCGAAGAUGAAGAUUCUGAGGAUGAGGAUGAGGAAGAUCUAUCUCCACCUUCUGCUGGUAAUGACGAAUCAGUGAACAGUACUCUCAAGAAGAAAAAGUUGUCUGAGGAAUUUCCGGACAAGCCAACAGAUUUCUUGACAAAAGCUACUUCAAGUGACAUCUCAAAUGACAAAGGAAAUUUUGUUGGUUCGAGAGACCAGAGCGAGAGAAAACUGCUUGUCAAUUCUUCUGUGCGGAUUGCUGUAGUAAAGAAAGCUGCUCCAACCUCCAGAAUUAGUGCUUCAGCAAAAAUCGAAGAGACUAAAAAAGAAGCGGAUAAGAAUGGUGGUCUAAGCAUUGGACUACAAUCAUUGUGUCAAAGCUAUGGAAGUAGCGACGAUGACGAUUGAAUUUUGGGUUUAGGUGCAAAUGAUAUGAUUCAUUUUCUCUCUGUAUUAGUAGAAAGCUUUUUCAGCUCGCUGGUAAUUUUAUGAUUUAAGGGAAUAUAAAUGUGAAGUCUAUGCACGACAACGAUUUUCCCAUUAAAAUUUUCUUCUGGGUGCAUACUUUCCUUACGGUUUUGCAAUCUACAUUGGGCUUUUUGUUCUCAACACCGGACUGAUAUAAUAGUCAGAUUCAUGACCUGUUUUUGACCAACACCAGCCAGAGAGUUGAAUAGGGCUCCUAAUUAAAUUUAACACUUUGUUUUUCGCUGGGUAA